This is a messenger RNA of Blepharisma stoltei, 1098 nucleotides long. NCBI's taxonomy places the organism in Eukaryota, Ciliophora, Heterotrichea, Heterotrichida, Blepharismidae. The record is from the annotation of a GenBank genome assembly.
AUGGAAAGUCUUUAUUUCGAUUCCUCGAAGUCGAACAACAAGAAGAAAGCUCUAUAUGCAGCUCUAGCAGUCAUAGGGGUUGUUUGCAUAGUCGGAGCUAUCGCUCUUGCAACUUCAGGCCCAAGUUCACUUGCCCUCCAACAAUUCCAGCUUGAAGAGCAAGAAUUCCAAGAGUUCAUGUCUCUCUACAAUAAAGAAUACUCCACACCUGAAGAGUACGUCCACAGAUUCCAAGUCUUCCGUGACAAUGCAGCCUAUAUCAGAAUCCACAAUAGCCUAGGAGAAGACUGGACCUUAGGAGUCAAUGAAUUUGCUGACCUUUCCUUCAAUGAAUUCGGCAGCAUAUACCUCACAAGCAAAGUCCCAAAGAGUGCACUUAAAGCUACUACCACUCCUAAAGCUGUACCAAGUGACCUAAAAAUUUAUCCUUCUUGGGACUGGAGACAGUGGGGCAAAGUAACCUCAGUCAAGAACCAAGGACAAUGCGGAAGCUGCUGGGCUUUUUCAGCUACUGGAGCAGUUGAAAGCUUGUGGGCGAUCUCCAAUCACACUUUGAUCGACCUCAGUGAGCAAGAACUUGUUGAUUGCUCAUUUAGCUUCGGCAACUCUGGCUGCCAAGGCGGCUGGAUGAACAAUGCUUUUGAAUUUAUUCAGCAAAAUGGCUUGACUUCUGAAUCAAACUAUCCUUAUACAGCAACUAACAAUACCUGCAACUACACUUUGGCAGCACAGUCAAAUAUCACCCGUAUUGAUGGAUAUCAGAUCCCAGUCUCGAACAGCAGUGUAUGGCUUGAAAUUAGCCUCUUAACUAAUCCAGUAUCUGUUGCAGUCCAGGCUGACCAAAAGGUUUGGCAACUUUAUAAGGGAGGAGUUGUGACCAAGAACUGCGGAACUGACUUAGACCAUGGAGUACUUGUAGUUGGAUAUAACUCUGUCGUGAAAAAGCCUUACUAUAUUGUCAAGAACUCUUGGGGCACUCAAUGGGGAGAACAAGGAUACAUCAGAAUUGGAAUUGAAGAUGGAGUCGGUGUUUGUGGAAUCCAGAUGUACCCAUCUUACCCGUUCUAUCUGAACCCUUAUAAUGCCACUAAGGCUUAA